AUGCCGCGGCAGAUUUUGCUGCCUCGGCGUUCUUGCGUACAGACGACGAUCGUGAGAAGCGCGAUGAUGGUCCUACCGUCGUUUACGUGUACGUCGUUCGCACCGUUCUCAUCAUCAUCAUCCUUGAACAACAACAACAACAACGUUGAAAAAAAAUUCGAAUUUCCAAUCGCCGUCGGCAAAACCUUACGCGUGAUGGAUUUACACGGAGGGAAGAAAAUAGUGGUUCGAAAUGUAGACCCCGGCGACGAACGCGUGGAGAUUUCUUCUUUUUUGUCUUCUUCUUUAUCUUCUUCAUCUUCGUCGAGCAGAAAUGAAGGCGGUGGGAGUGGUGGGCGAUUACGACUAAAGGCGGAAAAGCUCGAGAACGGAGACGUGUACGCAUACACCGUCUCAGACAUCGAAGGAGAAGACGAAGACAACAACAAUAACAACAAUAACAACGAGGUGUGUGUCAUCGAGUGCAAAAUUCCACCUCGAUUUGUAUCCUUAGACGUGCUGAUGGGGAAGAAGAGUUCGUUGACGGUGAACGCGAAUAUCGCCGAGGCGAGCGUGGACGUGACGGUGGUGGACGAGGACGACGACAAAACCGACGAGGAUGGAACGGACGAUGCGCCAUUGGCAUCAUCAUCAUCGCCGCCGGCAUGCGUGCAAUUCUUAAAGAGCGUCAAAGGUGCGUACGUGAACGUGGAAACGUUAAACGGUGAUGUCUUAUGCGAAACGAUACAAGCGAACGCGUCGAUUAAAACGAACGGCGGCGACGUGAUUGCCAAGAGAGUGGUAGCGAACGAUUUGCGAAUAGACGCCGGAACGGGUGGUAACAUUCACAUUGAUUCCGUUUUCGUGCACGAUUGCGAGUUGCACACGAAGAAAGGCGAGAUACGCUCGAAGAAGAAUUUUCGCGCGAGUGGGAAUACCAAAUGCAUCACGAACGGUGGUGACAUAUCGUUAGAAAACGUGGAAUGCGGGGACGAAGACGCGGAAGUGACGAUUGACGCGCGAAGUCAAGGAAGCGAUAAUGGUGGUGAUAUAUCCAUACAUUUCGCCCCGAGAGUCACGAACGUUCAAGUAUACACGAACAACGAAGGUUCGAUCAACGCGCGAGUCCCGAGUGGGUUCCCAGCGUUCGUCCUUCGACGAGAAGAAAACCAACCGGACGAAGUCAUCGUUCCCGAGACGAAUAAAAAAGAAGCAAAUCGCCGGUCUUUCAAAAGCUUCGGCGAAACAACCACGACAAAAGAACUUUCCCAAGACGACAAAAAUACUAAAGCCGUCUCUUCAUUCGGUGCUCGAAUAGUCCACGACACCGACGACGUGCUCGCGCGUAAAAUGCGCGCAGAAUACGAGUCGAAAUCCAGCGUCGUCUUCUCGCUCGGCUCCUCCGCUUCGACGAAAUCAAAGAAACGUGUAUCGCUCGUCGAAACGUCUUGGUUGGAUGAAGUUUUGUUCAAACAAUAA
This is a messenger RNA of Bathycoccus prasinos, 1458 nucleotides long. RefSeq lists its product with no specific name. Bases 1 to 1458 code for a protein of 485 amino acids. The record is from RefSeq and is a predicted model, not a curated record. The transcript has a single exon. Lineage: Eukaryota; Viridiplantae; Chlorophyta; Mamiellophyceae; Mamiellales; Bathycoccaceae.